AUGGGUAUGAUUAUGCAAGAGAGUUUCAAAUGGCCUUCAUAUCAACCAUUUCCAAACGGACUGGGAAAAUCUACUUUAGAGCUUCAUUUCCUGACCAAAUGGCCCAGAUUAGCGCUUCUGACUACUACUACUACUACUACUACUACUACUACUACUACUACUACUACUACUACUACUACUACUACUACUACUACUACUACUACUACUAAUUAA
Messenger RNA from Heterobilharzia americana, 213 nucleotides. The record is from the annotation of a GenBank genome assembly. Lineage: Eukaryota; Metazoa; Platyhelminthes; Trematoda; Strigeidida; Schistosomatidae.